AGGGUAGGUCAUGCUGGCAACAGGAAGCAACUUCUUAGCCAGGGCCGGGGGGCGGGUGUCUGGCUGGAAUCUCCCCUGGGUACAUGGAGGGUGCCAGCCGGCUGGACCUGCAGACCCAGGAAGCUGGAACAUAGGCAUGGGGUGCAGGGGGCAUUAGGCUAGGGUCCAGGGAGGGGCCACAGACCUGCCUCCUGCAAGCCCACAGAGCCUGCUCCCCGAGCCUCUCUCUGCUGGCCUCCCUGCCCUGCCCACACCCCCACUCCACCACAGGAGAAGACGUCCUGCCUCAGAGGCCUGCUUCCCAGUGCGAGCACUUGUGCCCUGGGUCAGGACCUCUGGCUGGAGACCUGACUCCUGGUGGAGGGAAGGCGGCCUGCCUGCCAAGCAGCCUGCCCACCCUGGGAGCUAGAACUGGGGUUCUCGUGGUUCCUGCAGUCCCGUCAUCCAGAGGAGGCCGGUAGCUGAGAGCAGUCCUAAGCAGGCUCCUUCCGCCCCCACCCCUCCAGCAGCUCUGUUCUUGCCUUGGCAGAGCCAGCCCCCACCAGCGGCAGCCCCCAGGACUCCCUCCUUCCCCAAACCAGAGAGCCUCUGGCUCGGACAGAUGCCAUUUGUCAAUGUCCUUGCAAACACGUGGUGCCCAGAAACCAGGGUGGGCGGCUUGGCCGGGCCACCCCAGACAGGAGGUCUGCGGGAAUAUCCCAUUUAGCAUAGCUCAGCGAAAACUGCUCCCACCUUCCGGCCAAUCUACCUCUGAUGAUGCAGCCUCGGCUUUCCCAAGCCUCUUGGCCGCCACCCCUCACCGCUGGCUCGCAGCGGACGCGCCUGUGGUUGAGCCGGCGACAACAGGGCGCCCCUCACGUGUCUGGGGGCAGCCGCUCUUCCAGCCCUGGGCUUGGCCAGCAGCUGGCCAGGGGCAUGCCUGUCACUUGGGGCUCACCCGCGUCUCCGUCUCCCACCCCAGCCCACACGGUGUUGCGGCCUGACCCAGGCUGUGUACUUGGGGCCUGCUUUGUGCUGGGGUGGCAUGGAGGACAGAGCCCUGGAGGCAGGUUCUAGCCCCAUCCCUGGAGGGACUCGGCCUCUGUGGCCUCAUUUCUACACUAGGGUGAUGGUGGGGCCACCCCAAAGUCCCCAAGGCACAGUCGAGCUCAGCAUGUCCCUGGCAGGUUCUGGGUGCUCAGGAAGCAGAAUACUCAGGCCUCCACACCCCUGGCCCCAGGUCCUCCUUGGACCACAGGAGACACAGGCCUCCCACCUCAGGAGGGAGGAGGGCUGGCCUGACCACUGUCCCUCCCACCCUAGGACACAGUCAUGCUCAUAUCGGCUGCGUCGAUGGCACCCGAGGUGUGCGGCCCAAGCCUCCAGGGAACCCCUGGACCCCCACCGCCCCUGCUGCCCAAGCCAGGGAAGGACAACUUGCGUUUGCAGAAGCUCCUGAGGAAGGCAGCCCGGAAGAAGAUGAUGGGAGGCACACACCUCGCUCCACCCAGGGCCUUCCGCACCUCCCUGUCCCCCGUGAGUGAGGCCAGCCAUGACCAGGAGGUCACAGCCCCGCACGCUGCUGAGGGCCCGCACCCCGCCGAAGCCCCACGCCUUCCUGAAGCCCCACGCCCCGCCGAGGCUCCCCGCAUGGUGGCUGCCCUACCCCGCUCCCCGCACACCCCCAUCAUCCACCACGUGGCAUCACCCCUGCAGAAGUCCACGUUCUCCAUCGGCCUCACCCAGCGCAGGAUUCUAGCUGCUCAAUUCAGGGCCAUGGGGCCCCAGGUUGUAGCCUCGGCCCCAGAACCUACCCGGCCCCCCAGUGGCUUCGUCCCUGUCUCUGGGGGUGGGGGCACCCACGUCACCCAGGUGCACAUCCAGCUGGCACCAUCCCCACACAAUGGGACCCCUGAGCCUCCCAGGACAGCCCCAGAAGUGGGAUCCAACAGCCAGGAUGGAGAUGCCACCCCAAGUCCCCCCAGGGCCCAGCCCCUGGUCCCAGUGGCUCACAUCCGCCCACUGCCCACCACAGUCCAGGCUGCCAGUCCCUUGCCUGAGGAGCCCCCUGUACCACGGCCGCCACCCGGCUUCCAGGCCUCAGUGCCCAGAGAGGCUAGUGCCAGGGUUGUGGUGCCCAUAGCCCCGACCUGCCGCUCGCUGGAGUCCUCACCGCACAGCCUGGUCCCCAUGGGCCCUGGCAGAGAGCACCUGGAGGAGCCCCCGAUGGCUGGCCCCGCCGCUGAGGCCGAGCGAGUGUCCAGCCCUGCCUGGGCCUCAUCCCCUACCCCACCAUCAGGCCCUCACCCAUGCCCUGUCCCCAAAGUUGCACCCAAGCCCCGGCUCAGUGGCUGGACGUGGCUCAAGAAGCAGCUGCUGGAGGAGGCCCCAGAGCCUCCGUGCCCAGAGCCGCGGCAGAGCCUGGAGCCAGAGGUGCCCACCCCCACAGAGCAGGAGGUGCCUGCCCCCACAGAGCAGGAGGUGCCCGCCCUCACCGCACCCCGGGCCCCCGCCUCCCGGACCUCCAGGAUGUGGGAUGCCGUGCUGUACCGCAUGUCAGUGGCGGAGGCCCAAGGGCGCCUGGCAGGGCCCAGCGGUGGGGAGCACACCCCAGCCAGCCUCACCCGCCUGCCCUUCCUGUACCGGCCUCGCUUCAACGCCCGGAAGCUGCAGGAGGCCACCCGGCCCCCUCCCACAGUCCGCUCCAUCCUGGAGCUGAGCCCCCAGCCCAAGAACUUCAACCGCACAGCGACUGGCUGGAGGCUCCAGUGAAGUGGCCAGAAUGGCCCCCAGAGCCCAGGACCAUGGGAUGGACAGAAGAAGGGGCUGAGGCUCUAGCUGGGGGCCCAUAGUUGCUGCAUGAAGAUGCACCAGGGCCCAAGGGGCAUGGGGUGCAGGGCAGCCUGGGAAGGGCACAUGGGGUGCUGAGGGAAGUCUGCAUGGUUAGGAGGGUGGUCAGGUGGACGGGGCAGAGAGGACGAGCUGGAGCCCCUGGGCUGCAGUGGUGUGAGGGGAACAGAGAAGGGGUCUGCGUCGGGAUGUAGGAUGGGGGCCUUGGGAUGAAAACUUUAGGUAAGAUGGCAGAGGACUGCAUCUACUGACCUAGCCCAGGCUCCUCAGGGGCCUGGGCCUCUCACUGAUCCUCCCUUUUGCUGUCACCUUUUGCUGUCAAAGGUUUGGGGCCAGAUCUCUGCUUGCUGAGGCAUGGGUGCGGUCAGGCUGGCUUGGCCAUCGGCGUCAGGAGCAGUCAGCAGUUUUGCUGCCUGUGCUUCCUGAUGGCAGAGCCAGAUCCUGGGACUAGGGUGCAGGGGGGAGCCCUCAGCCAGCGUGGGACUUGGCACCAAUACAAGUGCUCAGGGGCAGGCAGGGAGGGGCUCAUCAGGGGUGGAGGAGGGCCCAGCGUGACCUCUCUCUCGGCCCACCUCUGCUUCCCCUACCUGGGCUGACAGCCUGAGGGGGCAGAACUCGAGGGAUUCGCUGGUGGGACAGCGAGGGUCUCAGCACUGGCCAUGCCCAGGCUUUGACAGCUGGAUGAGGAGGGAGCCCUCAGUCCCAACCCUAUGGGAACAGCUUGGCCAAGCGGGACAGAGAAGGGGCUGUGGCCCUGGUGGGGAGAGUGGAGGGGCCUACUCAGCAGUCAGCCAGGCUCUGGUGGGGGUGGCCAACCACAGGAGAGGGACACAGAGGUACCAGAAAAAGCCUCUGCCACAGCUGCUUGAGAGUCAGGGUUUGGCAGGGGAAGAUGGUAGGAGGACAGCUGCCCCACCCUGUGGUGUGAUGGGUGCUGGAAAUGGAGCCUGGGGCCCAGGUCACUAAUAAAUGUGUGUCUCACCAUGGCA
This is a messenger RNA of Homo sapiens (human), 3818 nucleotides long. It is a transcript of the gene PRR33, whose product is annotated as proline rich 33. Lineage: Eukaryota; Metazoa; Chordata; Mammalia; Primates; Hominidae. The record is from RefSeq and is marked validated. The coding region runs from base 1312 to 2751 and encodes 479 amino acids. The transcript has a single exon.